Molecule: messenger RNA, 1365 nt
Organism: Malania oleifera
Lineage: Eukaryota; Viridiplantae; Streptophyta; Magnoliopsida; Santalales; Ximeniaceae
Product: gamma-glutamyl peptidase 5-like
Exons: 4
Coding region: 183-932 (249 amino acids)
Cellular component (GO): cytosol
Source: RefSeq, a predicted model, not a curated record
AACGCCGAAGGGAGCAAAGGUCCAACCAAAGAACCACACUUGCCGCUUCUCUCUCCUCUCUCUCUCUCUCUCUCUCUCUCUCUCAAAAAUUGCAGAAUCGUUUCUAGAGAGAGGAAGAAUUUAGUAGAGCAAUAGCCGUAGAGAGAGAGGGAAACGGGAACCGAUUGCCGGAGAAAGUUGAAAUGGCCGGCGAUCAUCAUCAGAAGCGGUUCGCGGUACUUCAGUGCGCGGAGGACCCAGAAUACGUGAAGAAGAAAUACGGGGGGUACUUUGGGGUGUUCGUGAGAAUGCUGGGGGAGGAAGGGGAGGCUUGGCACGUGUACCGCGUCACGUGCGGAGAGCUGCCGGACGACAAGGAGAUCGGCGUCUACGACGGAUUCGUCAUCACCGGCAGCUGCAGCGACGCCCACGGCAAUGACGCUUGGAUCUGCAAUCUCUUGUGUUUUCUCAGGAGGUUGGACUCCAUGAGGAAGAAGAUUUUGGGAAUUUGCUUCGGUCACCAGAUACUGUGUCGUGCACUAGGAGGAAAGACGGGACGAGCUACAUCGGGGUGGGACAUCGGAGUGACCGCGGUUCAUGUGUCAUCAUCAAAACUCUUCUCAUCUAUGAAAAUCCCUGCCCGACUCUCCAUCUUCGAAUGUCAUCGAGACGAGGUUACGGAAUUGCCACCGAAAGCAAAGGUGUUGGCGUGGUCGGAGAAGACGGGAAUAGAGAUGUUUGAAUGCGGAAGUCACAUAAUGGGGAUUCAAGGUCACCCUGAGUACACCAAAGACAUUCUUCUCCUCCUCAUUGACCGUCUUCACCACCGCAAUCUCAUCAUGGAGAAAUAUGCGGAAGAGCUGAAAGCAAGCGCAGGAGCGUGGGAGCCUGAUCGGGAAGCAUGGAGGAGAUUAUGCAUUGGUUUUCUCAAGGGCACUGCUGGGUUAUCAUGAUAAUAUUUAUAUAUAUAUAUAUAUAAUUUUAAUUAAUAAUGAUCAUUGAUCAAUUAAAUUUUUAAAAGCAAUAAUUAAUAAUAUGCGAAUCAAUAAAAGACUGCAGUGGUUGGAGAAUCGAAGCAAAUGGAGGAGGAGGAGGAGGAGGGUUCAUUCGUAGGAGCAACGAGCUAGCUGGCUAUGCUUGGCUUUACCUGUCAUAACUGAGAGCCUUAAUUAAUUAGUUAUAAUAUAUAUAUAUAUAUAUAUAUAUAUAUAAUAUUGUAUUUGACAGGUCUCCUAGCUUGGGAAGGUUCCCACUGUGUCAGGCUUAUUAGAUCCAACCCGUUAGCAACUGCUGUUGUCAACAAUUAAUGUAAUUUCAAUUAAUUGAUUACUUGAUCGGCAAAUGUUCUAUUUAUUAUUUUUAUUAUGUGAGUUCAUCUUUCUUUCU